AUGGCAAAUAGCAGCGGCACGGUCCUCACAAUGCCGAAUCUAUUUCCUGCUCCUUCUACCUUAAUUCAGGCCUUCUCAGGCUGCUCGGCCUUCUCACAGUCCGUUCCUGAAAGACCUUCGAAACGUGCAUCAAAGUGGAACGCCCGACAUGAGCUCUACCCAGUGUGGAGCGCCGCCGACGAUGCGAAGAACAAAGCUGCGAAACUCAGCGAUGCUGCCGUCGCCGAGUUCGAGAAGGCAAGCAACAAGGCUCAAGCAAAGGUUGGCGGCGUAGAGCUGUAUUCGGCAAAAUUUUACGCAGCGUGCACCGUGGGUGGUAUCAUGGCCUGCGGUCUUACGCAUACUGCAGUCACCCCGCUUGAUCUCGUGAAAUGUCGGCGCCAGGUCGACUCGAAGAUGUACAAGGGCAACUUCGAAGCGUGGGGCAAGAUUGGUCGCGCUGAAGGUCUUCGUGGCGUCUUUACUGGUUGGGGUCCGACCUUUUGGGGAUACUCCGUCCAGGGUGGCCUCAAGUACGGAGGAUACGAGUUUUUCAAGAAGUACUAUGCAGAUCUCGCCGGCGAGGAAAACUUCCACAAAUACAAGACCCUCAUCUACUUGGCAGGCAGUGCGUCGGCGGAGUUUAUUGCCGACCUUGGUCUUUGCCCGUUUGAGGCAGUCAAGGUGCGGAUGCAGACCACAAUUCCACCGUUCGCGUCAGGGACGUUGAAUGGCAUCAACACGAUUGUGGGGAAGGAAGGUGUUGCUGGAUUGUACAAGGGCCUGUACCCGCUUUGGGGCAGACAGAUCCCGUACACUAUGAUGAAGUUCGCCUCGUUUGAAACCGUUGUCGAAAUGAUCUAUCACCGCCUCCCCGGUAGCAAAAGCGACUACGGGAAGGGCGCACAGACGGCCGUCUCCUUCACGGGAGGUUACAUUGCCGGUAUCCUCUGCGCCAUUGUCAGCCAUCCCGCGGAUGUCAUGGUCUCGAAGCUCAAUGCGAACCGUCAGGCUGGAGAAAGCUUCGGAGCUGCGACGGGCCGCAUUUACAAGGACAUUGGAUUCGGGGGCCUCUGGAACGGGCUUCCGGUUAGGAUUGUCAUGAUUGGUACGCUUACUGGUCUGCAGUGGAUGAUCUAUGAUUACUUCAAGAUCUUUAUGGGAUUGCCGACGACUGGAGGUGCGCCGCCUCAAGAAGAGAAAGUUACUGCGAAGACCAACUGA
Messenger RNA from Didymosphaeria variabile, 1203 nucleotides. Its product is annotated as Cu/Pi carrier. Gene Ontology annotation, biological process: mitochondrial phosphate ion transmembrane transport. Gene Ontology annotation, molecular function: phosphate transmembrane transporter activity. The transcript has 4 exons. The record is from RefSeq and is a predicted model, not a curated record. Lineage: Eukaryota; Fungi; Ascomycota; Dothideomycetes; Pleosporales; Didymosphaeriaceae. Gene Ontology annotation, cellular component: mitochondrial inner membrane. Bases 1 to 1203 code for a protein of 400 amino acids.